GGAGCGCCAUGGCGGAGCGCGGCGGCGGCGACGGCGGCGCUCGCCCGUGGGCCCCCGAGGACGCGUGGAUCGGCAGCCACCCCAAGUACUUGGAGAUGAUGGAGUUGGAUACGGGGGACGCCACGCAAGUGUACACAGCGUUCUUGGUGUUCCUGGACCUCAUGGAGAGUAAAAGUUGGCAUGAAGUGAACUGCGUGGGACUGCCAGAGCUGCAGCUCGUCUGCCUGGUGGGAACGGAGGUGGAAGGGGAGGGCUUACAGACCAUUGUGCCCACGCCCGUCACAGCCUCCCUCAGCCACAACAGGAUCAGGGAGAUCUUGCAGGCGUCUCGGAAGCUGCGAGGGGAUCCAGAGUUGCCGAUGUCCUUUACCUUGGCCAUCGUGGAGGCCGACUCGACGAUCGUCUAUUACAGACUGACGGAUGGGUUCACGCUGCCGGACCCCCAGAUCGUCCCCCUCAGGAGAUGACGCCCGUGCUCCCGACGCAAGACCGGCGAGACCCGUCGGCUGCUUCCUCUUGGACCUCCGACAGCCGGUCCCCAGGCCGGGUUUGGUGUUGGGGAGUUGGAGUAGUUCUGGAGACUCAGCAGGGACAGUGGCCCACGUCUGCGUGCAGCGCCCGCCAGGCUGUUCUCAGGCCGGCGCCUGUGGAGACGGCGCCUGUCCGUGCUUCCGGCAGUGGGGUGGAAGGCGUUCUAAACCCCGACCCUGCAGUCUGCUGCUGUCUGGCCGUCAUCCCUCCUAGAGGGAAAGACCCUCGCCCUGGUUCUCCCAAGCAGUGCCUGCUGCUCGCCUCUGGCCAACUGAGCUGGACGUGCCCCCACGCAGAGAGCGGGUUUGCGGCUGGACCCACAGGCUGGGGCGCUCCCGCCUGGGCACACAGCCUCCCACCUGUCCUUGCCACUGCCCUGUUGUCAGCUGGAGCAGCCCAGGGAGGGGGAGAGGUGGGCUAGCCUCAGCAAUGUCACAUUGCCGGGGAGGUGGAGAGGUGGGGCUAGCCUUAGCAAUGUUACGGAGGUGGGCUAGCCUUAGCGAUGUCACAGAGGUAGGGCUAGCCUUAGCAGUGUCACGGAGGUGGACUAGUCUUAGCAAUGUUGCAGAGGUGGGGCUAGCCUUAACGAUGUCGUGGAGGUGGGGCUAGCCUUAGCAAUGUCAUGGAGGUGGGCUAGCCUUAGCAAUGUCACGGAGGUGGGCUAGCCUUAGUGAUGUCACAGAGGUGGGGCUAGCCUUAGCAAUGUCGUGGACGUGGGGCUAGCCUUAGUGAUGUCACGGAGGUGGGCUAGCCUUAGCGAUGUCACGGAGGUGGGGCUAGCCUUAGCAAUGUCGCGGAGGUGGGGCUAGCCUUAGCAAUGUCAUGGAGGUGGGCUAGCCUUAGCAAUGUCACGGAGGUGGGCUAGCCUUAGCAAUGUCACGGAGGUGGGGCUAGCCUUAGCAAUGUCACAGAGGUGGGGCUAGCCUUAGCGAUGUCAUGGAGGUGGGCUAGCCUUAGCGAUGUCACAGAGGUGGGGCUAGCCUUAGCAAUGUUGCAGAGGUGGGCUAGCCUUAUUAGCAGUGUCGUGUUGCCAGGCCGCCAGGCCACUCGGUUCCAGCCCGUGUAAGGCGGCGGCACAGGAACACUCGGGUCCUGGGUGGCCACUGUAGUGGCUCAGGUCGUGAGCCGCUUGCAGACAAGGGCAGGAGCAGCGGCUCCCUUGGAAAUCCAGGAAGAGCACGUCGUAGGCCGUGCAGGCUGUGUGACUCCGGGCACUGCCGCCGUGGCAUGGAGGCAGCCGCAGUAGCCAGGCACGGCCGCGGUCCCCUAGAACGUCACUCCGGUGGGCGUGGUCUCCCCCCUCCUUCCCCCGGUCUGCAGGCAGGUGCGUGUGAAGGGCGAAUGUGCUCGCCGACAGCGGUAAGCGCCUAUGAAAACGUGGGGGGGGGGGUGCUCCACGAAGUGAGAACCAAGGCUCGGGGGCGCCACAGGCGAUGGUGCUGCAGACACGUGGCGCCAGUGAGGCACAGCGCUGGCCGUGGGGUGCGGGGGGUGGGUCCCCUUUCCUCGAUGUUUCAGUCUCUUUGUACUACGU
Lepus europaeus (European hare) is the source of this 2065-nucleotide messenger RNA. It is a transcript of the gene TSEN15, whose product is annotated as tRNA splicing endonuclease subunit 15. Gene Ontology annotation, biological process: tRNA splicing, via endonucleolytic cleavage and ligation. Gene Ontology annotation, molecular function: nucleic acid binding. The record is from RefSeq and is a predicted model, not a curated record. NCBI's taxonomy places the organism in Eukaryota, Metazoa, Chordata, Mammalia, Lagomorpha, Leporidae. The transcript has 5 exons. The coding region runs from base 9 to 467 and encodes 152 amino acids.